UGACAAAGCCCGAUUGUCCCAGGGCCCUUUCCCCACAGCUCCCGGCCCCUCCCCAGCCUGGUGCAGAGGCGGGGGCCAGCUUGGUGACACACCCUUUCUCGUUGGCUCUUUGCACUUUCCCGGGGACACGAAUGUCCGGAGCACCCACAGCGGGACUCACAGGCAGAAUCCUGUGACCAGCAGGCAGCUGCCACCAGCAGGAAUGGCCAUGAAGAUGCUGACCGUGGCCCUGGUUCUCCUGGCUGGAGCCUUCGCAGAGGAGCAGGAGAAACUGGUGCACGGAGGGCCCUGCCACAGGGACUCUCACCCCUACCAAGCUGCUCUCUACAACUCGGGCCACCUGCUCUGCGGCGGGGUCCUCAUCGACCCGGAGUGGGUUCUCACGGCUGCCCACUGCAAAAAAGAGAAGCUUCAUGUCUACCUAGGGAAGCACAACCUUCGACAGUCGAAGAAUACAGAGGACAUUUCUGUGAUCAAGACUGUGGUCCACCCUGGCUACAAUCCUGCCACCCAUGACCAGGACAUCAUGUUGUUGCGUCUGUCCAAACCUGCCAAGCUCUCCGACUGGAUCCAGCCACUGCCUCUGGAGAGGGACUGUGGGGCCAGAUCACCCCGCUGCCACAUCCUGGGCUGGGGCAAGACAGAACAAGGUGUCUUUCCUGACACCAUCCAGUGUGCCUAUGUCCACAUCGUGCCCCAGGAGAAGUGCGAUCAGGCCUACCCCGGCCAGAUCACCAGGAACAUGGUGUGUGCUGGAGAUCCGGAAGAAGGAAAGGAUGCCUGCCAGGGUGACUCCGGGGGCCCACUGGUCUGUGGAGGCCGCCUCCGGGGCCUGGUGUCCUGGGGUAACGUCCCCUGCGGAUCCAAGGAGAAGCCAGGAGUCUACACUGACGUCUGCAGAUACGUCAGCUGGAUCCAAAGAACCAUGCGAGGCCACUGGCCCUGACACACACAUCAGCUCUUGCUCUCUGACCCCUGGCUGGCUCCGGAGUCUCUCCCUAGGCCUCGCCUGCCCAUCCGGCCUUUGAUGCUUCGAAAGGGGAGUGACAGGCCAGAGAGCACCCAUUCUCCCUGGCUGCUCCCCAGCCCCACCCUUGCCUCACUAGGGGUGGGGACAGGGAGGAUCCGGGUGCUGCCUGCAACUCCAAGGGGCAUAGGGAGAGCCCUCCUCCCGCCUGUCACUCCAAGGGUCUGUUUCCUUCCUGGAGAUGCAAUUCCAGCUCUGCUGCUUGCUGUCUGUGUCCCCUUGAGAAACGCUUCACUUUAGAGAGCGUUUCCUCACCUGUGAAACUAGGACAGUGAAACGUUCCUCACAAGACCUUGGCCAUUAGGAGGAUGAAAGGCUUCAAACACGUGCGACGCACAGAGCAGUGCCUGGCUCCCUCCAUGUGCCCAAUAAAAGGCGGAUUUUAUCCCAA
Messenger RNA from Heterocephalus glaber (naked mole-rat), 1418 nucleotides. Its product is annotated as kallikrein-6. Gene Ontology annotation, cellular component: secretory granule. NCBI's taxonomy places the organism in Eukaryota, Metazoa, Chordata, Mammalia, Rodentia, Bathyergidae. Gene Ontology annotation, biological process: proteolysis. The record is from RefSeq and is a predicted model, not a curated record. Gene Ontology annotation, molecular function: serine-type endopeptidase activity.